AUGAGGAGUAGGGAGACUGUCCACGUCCUCAAUUAAAAUCAACCUAUUAGAAAUCAGUUUCCUGCCACGUCACAUUAAAACAACUCAACACAGCUUACAUACAGAUUAUUAUGUGGGCUAUCAAUACAUCUCGAAUUGGCCCAUAUAAAGCCCAUGUCGCCUAAACCUAUUUUCGCUGGAAGGUUGAUUUUUGAUCACCUACGACUCUUCCAUUUCGUUGUCACCGUUUCACCGUUUCAGUUUUCUGUAAUUAUCCCGAUCCACUCUUGAUCAAUUAAUUAUGUUAUUUACUCCUUUCUUUGUACUUGCGUUCCACCUCCUUCUGGUUCUGCUGAGUUGAAUUUCUAUUAUACAGCUGAGAGACGAUAUACGAGAAUAUAUGAGAGUCUUGGUGGUUGGUGCCAGUGGAUUGGGCUGUAAGCUUCUCAAGGACUUGGCUCUUUCCGGGUUUCGUAAUCUGGAUGUGAUUGACAUGGAUCGAAUCGAAGUUACCAAUCUCAAUCGCCAGUUCUUCUUAAGACUUGAGGAUGUAGGAAAGCCUAAGGCAGAGGUAGCUGCAAGGUGUGUCAUGGAGAGAGUGAGUGGAGUGGAGAUUGUGCCGCAUUUUUCACGUAUAGAAGACAAAGAGCUUGACUUUUAUAACGAUUUUAAUAUCAUUGUUCUUGGUCUUGAUUCCAUCGAAGCUCGGAGAUACAUCAAUGGCGUAGCUUGUGGGUUUUUUGAGUAUGAUGAGGAUGAUAACCCGAGGAGUGAAAAGCAAGAGGGUCAUGUAGUCAUGGGAUGGAGACACUGGAGCAAACGAUCAUGUAUCCAUCGAUCCAAAUCAUCUUUAUGAAUCUAGAUGAGUCCUUGGGGAGGCAGAUGAGCGAGUCUUCUAUCUGCGCUACAGAGGAAGAAGAGGAAGACGAUGAUUCCAAGCUGCAAUUGGGUCCUCAGUACACUAUCAAGGAGCAUCUCGAGAAGGAUAAAGAUGAUGAGAGCUUAAGGAAGUGGAAGGAACAGCUUCUUGGAAGUGUUGAUGUCACCAACAUUGGAGAGACUCUUGACCCUGAAGUGAAGAUCAUUAGCCUGGCCAUCUUAUCACCUGGAAGACCAGAUAUUGUUCUUAUGGUACCCGAGAAUGGGAAUCCAAAGGGAAUGUGGUUUACUUUGAAAGAAGGGAGCAAGUACUGUUUGAAAUUCACGUUUCAUGUUAACAACAACAUUGUUAACAAAAUAAGGGAUGGAGGCACUGGAGCAAACCAGCCCAACAUGAGUAUCUUGAUCUCGGGAGGAUCUGGUUUCAUGAUUGGCUCUCACUUGGUUGAUAAGCUGAUGGAAAAUGAGGUCAUUUUUGCUGAUAACUAUGUCACUGGAUCAAAAGAAAACCUCGAGAAGUGGAUCGGUCACCCUAGAUUUGAGCUUAUUCGUCACGAUGUUAGGGAGCCUCUGUUGAUUGAAGUUGAUCGGAUUUACCAUCUUGUUUGUCCUGCCUCUCCUAUCUUCUACAAGUACAACCCCGUUAAGACCAUCCAAACCAAUGUGAUUGGUACACUGAGCAUCAGGCGUGUUGGAGCAAGAAUCCUCCUCACCUCGACCUCGGAGGUCUAUGUAGAUCCUCUCAUCCACCCUCAACCUGAGAGCUACUGGGGAAACGUCAACCCUAUUGGUGUUCGGAGUUGCUACGACGAAGGCGGCAAGCGUGUUGCUGAGACAUUGAUGUUUGACUACCACAGGCAACAUGGCAUUGAAAUCCGCAUUGCUAGAAUCUUCAACACGUAUGGUCCUCGGAUGAACAUAGAUGUUGGGCGUGUGGGGAGCAACUUCAUUCCUCAAGCACUUCGAGGAGACGCAUUGACAAUUCAGAAACCAGGGACACAGACUCGCAGUUUCUGUUAUCUAUCAGACAUGGUGGAAGGAGAUGAUACUGGCCCUAUCAACAUUGGUAACCCAGGUGGGUUCGCAAUGGUGGAACUGGCUGAGACGGUUAAGGAGCUGAUUACCCCCAGCAUAGAGAUAAAGAUGGUGGAGAACACACCGGACGAUCCUAGACAGAGGAAACCAGAUAUAAGCAAGGCUAAAGAAGUGUUGAGUUGGGAGCCAAUGGUGAAGCUCAGAGAAGGACUUCCUCUCAUGGAAGAAAAUUUCAGACUAAAAUCUAAAUUAUAUUGUAAUGAGUCAUCCACCAAAAAGAAAAUGGCGCAACCAUGCAAAUUAUAACUGUGACAUAUAUAAUAUUAAUUAAGAUAACCGGUUUGGCUCAACGAUAAUAAUUGAAUGAAACCAAACCAUAGAUUAAGGAAAUAGGGUCGUAAGCAACCAAACCAUAGUUUAUUUAUUUAUGCUAAAUCAUACUCUCCAUACACAUUCCGAUAUAAUAAAGCUCCCACUGCUACAACAACACAAAAAAAAAAAAAACAAGACAAGUUAGAUCAUUCGAGGAAUUAAAUCGUGGUCUUUUGUUCGAGUAAAUCAAAAUAACCAUAGCAGAAAUUGUAAUCUGCCAAAAAGAGAGAAGGUAAAGCUUUCACAAAAGAAAAAAAGAGAGGAAAAGAAACAUACUUGUCGCAGUGCUCAUAGAAAUAGGACAGGAAUGCUAACACCGCUCUUUCAAGGAAGACCACGGCUAUUUUAGACUUCGGUUAAGACAACCAACGCUCUUUUGCGGCGGACUGUAGGCAUUUUGCAUGUUUGUUAGUAUUUGCAUCCAAAUGCAACAUCUAAAUACUAUGUUAAUUUUUCUGUUUUUUUUUUUUUUAAAAAAAUUUGUAAUACCAUUUGAAUACUAAUAGUUAAAAAUUAAAACUUUCAUUAUUUAUAUUAAUAAUAAUAAACUAAUUAUAAUAUUAAGAUAAAUAUAUUAAAAUUAAUUUUUAUUUUUGGCAGACAAUUAAAAUUUUGCGGUUCUGGUAAAAUAUGAUUUUGCGGUUUCAGCGGAACAACUUAGUUUUCCAAUUUCAGUGAGAAAAAACAAAUUUUUUAAGUUUAGCCAAGAAUACUAAAUUUUUCGGUUUUAACGAAAAAUAUGAUUUUUUUUUGGGCAGGAAAGCGCAAUUUUCAUUUAUGUGGAAAAACUCAAUUUUACGGUUUAAGUGGAAAAGUUCGACUUUCCAGUUUUGGCGGAAAAACAUAUAUUUGCGAUUUUGGCAGAAAAAUUAAAUUUUUGGUUUUGUUAGGAAAUUUUGAUUUUUUGGUUUUAGGGAAAAACACGAUUUUACGAUUUUGGCGGAAAAGUGAUGUUUUUUUUUUUGACGGAAACACAAAUUUCUGGAUUCGAUGGGAAAACUUGAUUUUUUUUUUUGUUUCGGUGGAAAACACAUAAAUUUGCGGUUUUGGCGGAAGAGAUUGAUUUUUUUGCUUUCAGUGGAAAAACGCAAUUUUGAAGUUUUGACAAGAAAAUUUGAUUUUCAGUUUUAGCGGAAAAACUCGAUUUUUCAAUUUUGUAGAAAAAUUAGUUUUCUUUUAUUUCGGUGAAAAAAAUCAAUUUUGUUGUUUUGGUCGGAAAAAUUGAUCACCUCCAUACAACAGAAGAUUUAACAAUUGAACUCACUGCUUCAUCUCGAAGCCCUGGACAAAAGUUUUGUAGAUGCCUCCACAGCCAAAUACCAUCACACAGAAAAACCCAAACAAUAAAGUUAAGUCGAGAACGAGAACGGAAAACCAAAAUCUGAAAAAGAAACAAAUGAAUAGAGACCCACAUACUAGAACCAGACACAAACCCAAAAAAUCCUUAUUUAAUAUAUAAUGCAUGUUUUAUAUUUUUUUAAUUGCUAUGUUUAUACUAAAUAUAAUUUACUUUAAUCCAAUAUUUUUUUUUGUGAAAAUACUUUAUUUUUACCCUAUUUUUCUAUUAAUAAAAUAGAAUUUCAUAGUUAAAAUAAAUUAUAUUUAUCGUCCCCACAAAUUACCAUAUAUUGUUAAGUAUAUUGUAAUGAGUCAUCGACCAAAAAGAAAAUGGUCUAACCAUGCAAAUUAUAACUGGACAUAUGUGUCAUACGAUAACUAAUGAAUUAAUUUCGAAACUAUUUCUUUAACCUAAAAUAAGUCUUGCAUAAAAAAAAAACAAAAAAGAGAAAGAAUUAAUUAAGAUAAUCGGUUUGGCUCAACAAAAAUAAUUGGAUGAAACCAAACCACAGAUUAAAGAAGAACAAAACUUAGGUUCACCCUUUAAAUUCACCUCACCUUUUAUGACCAAUAAAAAUAACACAUAGAUUAUUAAUUAAAAAAUAUUAAAUUAAAUAAAAAAUAACGACAAAAAAUAAUAACGCUAAUUUUAACGACGCUAACGCUUCCAGCGAAACCCUAAAUCUGAAAUUCUAAACCCUAUACCCUUAACCCUAAUCCUAGAUCCUAAACCCAAAUUAUAUACCUUAAAACCAAAAAUAGACUAUAAACCUAAACCAUAUACCCUAAAUCCAAAUCUUAGACCUUAAACCCAAACCGUAAACCUUAACCCAAACCUCUAUAGCAUCUAAGUUUGGGGUUUGGGUUUAGGGUUUACCGUUUAGGUUUUAGGUCUAGGAUUUGGGCUUAGGGUAUAAGUUUUGGGUUUAGGAUUUACGGUUUGGGUUUAGGAUUUACCAUUUGGACUUAUGGUUAAGGUUUUGGGUUUAGGGUAUAUAAUUUGGGUUUAAAGUUUACGGUUUGGGUUUAGGGUCUAGGACUUGGAUUUAUGUAUAGUUUAUAGUCUAGUUUUUGGGUUUAGGGUAUAUAAUUUGGGUUUAGGGUCUAGGAUUAGGGUUUAGGGUAUAGGAUUUGGGUUUAGAAUUUAGGGUAUAGGGUUUAGAAUUUAAAAUUUAGGGUUUAGGGUUUAGCUGUAAGCGUUAGCGUUGUUAAAAUUAGUUUUUUUAUUUUUUAUAGUUAUGUUUUAUUUAAUUUAAUGUUUUUAAGUUAAUAAUCUAUGUAUCAUUUUGAUUGGUCGUAAAGGGUAGGGUGAAUUUAACCUAGGUUCUGUCCAUUAAAGAAAUAGGGUCGUUACACUUUCUUUGUUAAUAUAGUAAUCCUUUACGUUUAGGAUAACAAAUGCGUAUGAACACACAUACAAAGAGAGAUUUAUUUCUACUUUGUAUAAUUUUCAUUGGCAUCGUUAACGCUUUUGUUUCCAAAAUCCAAUAAAAUGGAAACAGGGUCGUUACACUUUGUUUGUUAAUGCCUUAAGGACAAUAUGUGUGUAUGAACACACAUACACACACACACACCAAAAGGGAUCUGUUUCAUUGUCACAAUCUACUUUAUAUGAUUUUGUUUACUAUCAUUAACUGUUAGUUUUGUUUCAAAAAUCCAAAUAUGGAAAACUACGCAUAAUACACUGAUGAAUCUUUCUAGCUGGCAUAAAAAAAGAAGCUGAAAUGGAUCGUCGCAUCCAGAGAGAGAUAGAGCGAGAUGCAUGUGCCCACACCUACUAGUCUACUACAGUCUACAGGUUGAAGUAACUUCGUGGUAACUUCUCAUCUUCACCUGUCUAUAUAUACGCACACAUUGAUCGAGAUCAUUAUCACAUAUCAAGUUCAGACUCUUCCUUUUUUUCAUACUCAAAACCAACUAAAAACACAUUAUGGCUAACAAUUUAGAGGCAAUUUCGAAGGAUGACUUUCUGAGUGAGGAGGAGCGUUUGCUCAUCCUUAAAACCGAGGUCGAGUCUUUGAAGGAACCGAAGGAACAUACGUAUCUCUUUGACGGUACCGUCGACCUAAACGUGCUUGCUGCCAAGACUAUGAACGCUACACGUGGUCACCUAAAGACAUUGGUUGGUACUGCAUGCGCAUUCGUUAUAAGGGCAGAAGAUAAGAAGAGAGGUCAUGAAGUCCCAUCCGGGGAGGUUUUAACGGUCACUAUGGAGGAUUUCGACUUUGCAUGGGGAUUGGUUAAGCAGAUAGAUCCUGCGGAAUUUGAAAAAAAAAGUCCUUCGAAGCCAGCGAGAAAGAGGACGUAAGACUAAGUCAAGCAAGAAUAUAGUUUGAUUCAAAAAAACCAUAUGGAAUAAAUUUAUUAACAUUGAGCAUUAUAUGAUGCGUACGUAGUACUUGGCUUGUAAGUGAACUAAUAUGGGUUUGAUGCAUAUUUUAUAUUUUAUUCCUCUUUAUUGAACUAAUAUAUAUGUGGAAUUUAUUAUCUUUCUCUUUUCUUUUUCGGCAAAAUGUGUGGAUGGUGAAUAUAUGCGUUUGAAAAACAUAAUGCUAAGCAUAACUUGUGUCUUGAAUUUUUCUUUCGAAAACUGUUUACCAACAAAUUGUAAAUAAGCAAACAAAAGUGUCAAACAUAAAUAUAAGUUAUAAGAAGAAGAAAAUGCAGAGUAAAAUUAGUAACCCUAUAAACAAUUGUAAUUA
Brassica rapa (field mustard) is the source of this 6305-nucleotide messenger RNA. RefSeq names its product UDP-glucuronic acid decarboxylase 3. Gene Ontology annotation, molecular function: protein binding; NAD+ binding; Rho GDP-dissociation inhibitor activity. Gene Ontology annotation, biological process: D-xylose metabolic process; Rho protein signal transduction. Gene Ontology annotation, cellular component: cytoplasm. NCBI's taxonomy places the organism in Eukaryota, Viridiplantae, Streptophyta, Magnoliopsida, Brassicales, Brassicaceae. The record is from RefSeq and is a predicted model, not a curated record.